UCUCGGGUCAAAGAGUCUCUCCUGGGCUUUUGACCGAUCCAACCAGGCCUUGAGGGUCUGCGCCCUCCUCGCCGACUGCCACCGCAGGCUCUGCCAGUCGCACGUGCUUCGCUUCUUGUACUUUUCCAGGAAAAAAAGAAAGCAAAAGUCCCUGCCUGCUGGAGUCAAUACCCCGCCCCUCAGGGAGAACAUCUGGCUGGCUGGCAGGCUCCCGCGUUCUGCUACUCCCUCGCUCUCUGCCCUGCUGCAGUUCCUGUUCUUCCUGGGAGGGUGUUCUGCCAAAGGCAGACGACACAGAGGAAAAUCUCUGCUCUCCGCUGCUCUGCCUCUCCAUGCCCAGGGACCACCAUGGUGCUGGAGCUGUACCUAGACCUCCUCUCCCAGCCCUGCCGAGCCGUCUACCUCUUUGCCAAGAAGAACAACAUCCCCUUUGAAUUCAGAGCUGUGGAGCUGUUCAAAGAUUCCAUCCUGGGGACGAAAGUGCAGGGCGCAAGCAACCCAGAGGGAGCCACGCCGUCAGGGCCGCUGCCCAAGGCGACUGCGGUGAAGAAAGUUCCUGUCUUGAGGGAUGAGGCCUUCGUUUUGUCUGAAGGCACAGCCAUCCUCCUGUACCUGAGCCGCAAGUACAACACCCCGGACCACUGGUACCCAUCGGACGUCCAGAAGCGAGCCAAGGUAGAUGAAUACCUGUCCUGGCACCAGGCCAAUAUCCGGGCCAACGCUCCCAAGGCCAUGUGGAUCAAGGUGCUAAUCCCACUCUUCACAGGCCAACCGCUUCCCCCAGAGAAGCUGCAGGAGGUGAUGGAGGGGCUGGGCGCCUGCUUGACUCAGCUGGAGGAGCUUUUCCUGCAGGACAAGCCCUUCCUGGUGGGCAGCGAGGUCUCGCUGGCAGACCUAGUGGCCAUUGUGGAGCUCAUGCAGCCGGUUGGUGUUGGGUGCGACAUAUUUGAGGGGAGGCCCAGGCUGGCCAAGUGGCGCGACCGAGUGGAGGAAGCUGUGGGGAAGGAGCUCUUCCUGCAAGCGCACCAGCUGAUCCUGAACAUCAAACAGCUGAGCACCAUCCAGAUCGAUCCCCGGCUGAAGGAGCAGCUGGGGCCGGUGCUACUGAAGAUCCUCAAGUGAAUAAAAGCCACCCAGCUGCCGCCGUCUCUGCCUCUCC
Podarcis raffonei (Aeolian wall lizard) is the source of this 1159-nucleotide messenger RNA. RefSeq names its product glutathione S-transferase theta-1-like. The record is from RefSeq and is a predicted model, not a curated record. Bases 349 to 1122 code for a protein of 257 amino acids. Gene Ontology annotation, cellular component: cytoplasm. The transcript has 6 exons. Lineage: Eukaryota; Metazoa; Chordata; Lepidosauria; Squamata; Lacertidae. Gene Ontology annotation, biological process: glutathione metabolic process. Gene Ontology annotation, molecular function: glutathione transferase activity.